Messenger RNA from Mya arenaria, 475 nucleotides. RefSeq names its product LDL receptor repeat-containing protein egg-1-like. The coding region runs from base 20 to 391 and encodes 123 amino acids. NCBI's taxonomy places the organism in Eukaryota, Metazoa, Mollusca, Bivalvia, Myida, Myidae. The record is from RefSeq and is a predicted model, not a curated record. Gene Ontology annotation, molecular function: protein binding. The transcript has 4 exons.
UCUUUCUCUUUCCACAACUAUGGAAUUGUCAAUGAAACUGGCCUUGGUUAUUCUGUUAGUUGCGAUGGUGUCGGUUAGUGCACGUCACAAGCCGAGGAUAUGGAACAGAGUCAGAUAUAACGGACUACUCAAGUGCGACUUUCAGAAAGGAGUCAGUUCGUCUAAAUGUAUCUCGGCAUCGCAAGUUUGUGAUGGUAUACCCCACUGUACCGACGGUGCGGAUGAGCUGAACUGUUCGCCAGCACCGACCUGUCCACUACUACCAACUUGUCCGCAACAAACAACAUGCCCGCCGCCAACAUCGUGUCCGCCACCUACCGCUUGCCCGACGACUAUCAUGGAGAUGUCAACGACUUCAAUGGAUAUGACAACGACUGAUGGGGAGACAUAAACUGGUUAACCACACGUAGCCUAUUGAUGUCACGCUUAUGUCGCGUUUCAGUCAAAAUGCAAUUUGCAAUAAAUUAAAAAAAUA